Messenger RNA from Episyrphus balteatus (marmalade hoverfly), 3537 nucleotides. Its product is annotated as protein Optix. Lineage: Eukaryota; Metazoa; Arthropoda; Insecta; Diptera; Syrphidae. The transcript has 4 exons. Gene Ontology annotation, biological process: regulation of transcription by RNA polymerase II. The record is from RefSeq and is a predicted model, not a curated record. The coding region runs from base 1219 to 2538 and encodes 439 amino acids. Gene Ontology annotation, cellular component: transcription regulator complex; nucleus. Gene Ontology annotation, molecular function: DNA-binding transcription factor activity, RNA polymerase II-specific; RNA polymerase II cis-regulatory region sequence-specific DNA binding.
GCACUAUGGCAGUUCCACUUCCACUCGAUUUGUGUAAGCUGUGCUGUGACUCUGUGAUGUGAGAUUGAGAACGUUAAGUCUCCCUUCAUCAGAAACAGAAACACAGAACCUGCUCUGUCAUGAUUAGGAGAGCCAUCUAUCGCCAUCCUUCCUUCUGUUAUGCCGAUAGCAUUAGAGUGUCUUUUCUUUGAUUUGUUGCCCUUCGUUUCUUCAUUGCUUGUGAAUCAUUUAGAUCCGUCCAAUUCGAAAUGGCGACGACACCUUAUUUUACUUCAUCACAAUCCACAAUGAACGUAUGUAUGUGAUCUCUUUCGCACCAUUUGUGUGUGAAAGAGAUAGCUGCAUUUAGAUGGGAGGAGAUUUCACGGAAUGGUGACGCCCUUCACAAUCUGGUUGGGCUUUGUGCAUGCACAUAAUCACGGCUCGGUUACCGUCAGAUGGUCGGAGAAGUUUGUCUGGAUAGCGUGGUGUUGUUUCGUUUGGUAUUGUGAAGUUUAGUCAAGUAUAUGCUCGGCGUCUGGUAAUUUUGCGUCUCAGCUGAACUCCCACUUUUGAGUAUCCAGCUCUUGUUCGAUUGUAGAAGUCAGUGCGCGGCGACGAACACUGUUGAUAUCGUUUUCGCUACCAGUUUAACCAACGACGGGCAGUGUUUAAAUUACACGUCGUGUACAAAAACGAACGGAUAUCUGUUUAUGUCUCAUUGGUUUAAGUGGAUACGUGUGUGUAUCACGACAUUUGUGUAGCGGAGUAAAAAGGGGAGAACGGAGAAGGCUGUUUCGACGGACGGUAACGGAACGGAAUUGGCCUUUAAUGAGCUGGUUAUCUACAGCGAAGGUGAUACUUUGCUUACUGUCAGACGUCUGUACUGUGAGUGCAUAUAGUGCGGUUUCGAAAUAAUUAUAAUUUUUUCUUAAUUUCGCUUCGACAAAACAAAAAACCGUAAUUUAACCAAACAAAUGAAAAAAAGAAAUACCUUAAUUUUUUGUUCCAAAGAAAGAAUUUAAAUGUGUGUUGAAAAAUAUUUACCUUUUGUUUAAAAUAAAAAAAAAAUCACUUAGUCAUUUGCGUGAAAAAAUUUAUAAAAAAUAAAGUGUUUUUUCGUCUGUUAAUGUAUACCGAUGAGUUUUUUGACUAAAUGCAGACAAGAAAUUAAUGAUUAAAUAACAAAUUGCUGAAGUAUAGUAUGCAAAUUUGUUCACAGUGGAUUCAAUUAACAAAAUGGCCGUUGGACCGACGGAGGGUAAAAAUCCUCCUUCCGAGACAUUUUCCCCAAAUCAUCAGAUUAUAGCACCUAGUCCGAUUUUGGCGGUUCCUACGUUGGCAUUUUCGGCCACUCAAGUGGAGAUUGUAUGCAAGACACUUGAGGACUCAGGGGAUAUUGAACGUUUAGCGAGGUUCCUUUGGAGCCUGCCAGUGGCUUUGCCGAACAUGCAUGAAAUAUUAAACUCAGAAGCAGUUCUCCGGGCGAGAGCUGUUGUAGCUUAUCACGUUGGAAAUUUCAGGGAACUAUAUGCAAUAAUAGAAAAUCAUAAAUUUACAAAAGCAUCUUAUGGAAAACUACAAGCAAUGUGGUUGGAGGCUCACUAUAUUGAAGCUGAAAAACUACGUGGACGUUCGUUAGGGCCUGUUGAUAAAUAUAGAGUGCGCAAAAAAUUUCCCUUGCCACCAACGAUAUGGGAUGGAGAACAAAAAACGCAUUGUUUUAAAGAAAGAACGAGGAGUCUUCUGAGAGAGUGGUAUCUUCAAGAUCCAUAUCCGAAUCCAACGAAAAAACGGGAGCUUGCUAAAGCGACUGGUCUCAAUCCUACACAAGUAGGUAAUUGGUUUAAAAAUAGAAGGCAACGAGAUCGAGCGGCUGCAGCUAAAAACAGAAUGCAACACAAUCAAAACAACCCAUCAGGUAUGUCGUUCCAAUGCCGAAGAGCUGAAGGCGCUUCCUCGCCAGCUCCAUCCGACACGUCCGAUUCAGAUAUAUCGCUGGGAACCCAUUCGCCUGUACCUAAUAGUUUACCCCUGCAACACAGUCCCGGAUCAACGUCCAACGGUGGCAAUGAUCGCGAUGACCGAGAUCUUUGUAUAGACGAUGACAAGCCACGAGACCUGACAAGUUCUCUAAAUGCAAACUCUGGAUAUCCGGCAGUAAUAUCCUGCAUGCAACCAUUUAAGUUGGACACAACAGCUGCUAGCUUCUUGAAUGCCGGUUGUUACUUGCAAAACUUUUCAAACCUUAAAGAAAUGUCACAGUUUCCAAUUCAGCCUACUGUAAUUAGACCGCACCCACAGCUUCCACAAACCAUUACUUUAAAUGGCAAUCAAAUUCAUUCGUACACGACGCCAAAUUAUGCAGUAGAUAGCACGCCCCCGCCUAAAAUUCGGGUAAACUCACCGGAGAAGCUCAAUUCUUCGGCCAACAGUAUCAACUCGAACUCAAUGACAUCGCUACAAGAAAUGUCUUAUCAUCAUUCUGCGGCGCAAUUUUUACAUAGACCUUUCUCAACUUCACCACAGCCCUCUCAUAUGGCAUCUGAGGUUACAUGAGACUAGGCACUUUGCUUUCGAUUUAUACCUAUUAAUAAUUUUAAUUUAAAUACAAUUAUUUAAGAAGCAAUUUAUCUGAUUGCAUAAAAAUUUUAAGGCAUAUCGUUGAAGCUUAAUAUAAAACUCCUCUAUUCUUUUUGUUUCUAAACAAUUUUUUAACCAUUUUCCAUGUCCACAUAAGGCGAUUUCUGGAUUGAGUUAGCGUUUCAGAAAUGCGUUUUUCUUUAUAACUUCUGUUUAUAAGAUCCAUACUAAUCAUUCGUUGAUUUAUUAAACCAUUAGGUAAUGUUUUUUCUCAUUUAUACAUUGCUUGAUAAAAAUAAACUUUAUUAAUAUAUUUAAAAAUUAUGAAAGGAAUAAAAGAUUCGAUAGUCAACAAUAAAAAUCACUCUUUAUCUCAUGUAUAUCUUCAGAGUUCAGAUUAGUAUUUAUCUAUCUGAUUUGUAAUAAGAAUUUGAUUUCGCUAGCUCAGUGAUCGCUCUGUUUGGACAAGGUUUUAUACUAGACGCGAAUGAAAGAUUUUUGUUUUAUUUUUUUCAAACGCAUCUAAUCUCCUAAUCAGCUGAAUUGAAAAAUGUAAAUCUUGUAUAAAUAACUUAAAAAAUUGUCAACAACAUUUCGUUUUAAUAUUUUUAAGUCCUUUAACAAGGUUAAAAGCACAAAUAAUGUUCAAUUUUUAAGGGGACCUUAUGCUUCGCCUUUAGUGAUAUAUGACUACAUAACUAUAUAAAUAAAAUAUUUUAUAAACCUCCAUUAAUUUGUUCAAUAAAAAAAAAACCUUUAUUUUUAAUGAUUAAAAUCAAAUGUUUUUGAUUCUAAUAAUAUAUAAAUACCGAUGUUGUUUUUUUUUUGUAAUAAGGAAGCAAUUGGUCAUACGCUAAAUUCCUAAUUAUUAGUAAUAAUUUAAAUCGUAGUCAUAAUCUAAACAAGUGUAUAACAUAAAUAAACUAAUAAAAAUUAUCGAAAUAAGUACAUUUUGUCUUCUUCUGUUUGCAUUGU